Molecule: messenger RNA, 4170 nt
Organism: Ctenopharyngodon idella (grass carp)
Lineage: Eukaryota; Metazoa; Chordata; Actinopteri; Cypriniformes; Xenocyprididae
Gene: qki2
Product: QKI, KH domain containing, RNA binding 2
Exons: 10
Coding region: 602-1750 (382 amino acids)
Biological process (GO): regulation of mRNA splicing, via spliceosome
Cellular component (GO): nucleus
Molecular function (GO): mRNA binding
Source: RefSeq, a predicted model, not a curated record
UCCCAUUUGCGACUUCGCACGAUGGCAAUGUUGAGCAGUGUAGGGUUGAUCAUGAUCAUGUGACAGCAGAUUUGGGAGAGAACGGCACUGAGCACAGAAACAUCAGGCGCGACUAAAGGAGUUUCCACAGCGCGAGAGAUAGAGCCUACAAGUGAACAUUGCCCCUGCUUUAAAACCGUUAUUCAAGUGCUCUGAAACACAUCGACGGUCGGUGAAAAAGUCCUGGGGAGAAGCUGUUUUCAACAGCCUGGAUAAGGAAAGGUUUGGUGGCGAUAAAACGUACUCUGUAGAAGAGGAGAGACGCACAAAUCUCAGCGGGCAUGCGGGAGUUUUUGGAGUUAUUUGACUGCAAACAUUCUACAAGCAAAUAAGAACUUUCGCGCAGAUUCUUUUCGUUAAUUGCGUCAUCAGUUUUUUUAAACUGAUGAUUGAGGGUGAUACAAAGUUGCAACUCUGUGUUUGAAAAGUAGCAACAUCGAGUCAGAAGUUUGGAAUAAAACGGAAAACAUAUCAAACCCCUCCGUUUGCGUUUUUGUAGGGGGCUGUCGUGUUUUCCCAAAGCUUGACGCAUUUUUUAGGUUUUUUGGCCAACAUUUUAAACAUGGUUGGGGAAAUGGAAACGAAGGAGAAGCCUAAGCCGACUCCUGAUUAUCUGAUGCAGCUCAUGAACGACAAGAAACUGAUGAGCAGCCUGCCAAACUUCUGUGGCAUUUUCAACCAUCUCGAGCGACUGUUAGAUGAAGAAAUUGGACGGGUACGGAAAGACAUGUACAAUGACACUCUGAACGGCAGCACAGAUAAAAGGACUUCCGAGCUCCCGGAUGCUGUGGGGCCCAUUGCACAACUCCAAGAGAAACUCUAUGUGCCUGUCAAAGAAUUCCCAGACUUCAAUUUUGUGGGAAGAAUCCUGGGGCCCCGGGGCCUGACAGCCAAACAACUGGAGGCAGAGACGGGCUGCAAGAUCAUGGUGCGAGGCAAAGGAUCCAUGAGAGACAAGAAGAAGGAAGAGCAAAACAGAGGAAAGCCCAACUGGGAACACCUGAACGAAGACCUGCAUGUCCUCAUCACUGUGGAAGACUCUCAGAACCGCGCUGAGAUCAAACUCAAGAGAGCCGUGGAGGAGGUCAAGAAACUGCUUGUCCCUGCGGCUGAAGGUGAAGACAGCUUGAAAAAAAUGCAGCUGAUGGAGCUGGCCAUACUCAACGGCACAUACAGAGACGCCAAUGUCAAGUCACCUUUUUGGCCGAGAUGCAGCCAACAAGAGGCAACAACACAGUCGGCUUUCGUCGACGCUAGUUCUUUGAUGUCGGCUUGGUGUGUCCCGGGCUUUAGAAAUCAGUCAGCAGCCUUAGCCUUCUCCCUGGCCGCCACAGCACAAGCUCCUCGCAUAAUCACCGGCCCCUCCCCGGUGAUGCCCACUGGGGCACUGCGCACCCCUGCACCUACUGCACCCACUCUCAUGCCCCUCAUCCGACAGAUCCAGACCUCUGCCAUCAUGCCCACGGGCACACCCCACCACGCCCUCGUACCACAGACCCCCGAGUCAGGCAUCAUCUAUGCACCCUACGAUUACCCCUACACCCUAGCCCCUGCAACCUCCAUUCUUGAAUAUCCUAUUGACUCCAGUGGUGUUUUAGGUAUGGCUUUCCCGACAAAAGGUGCAGUGACUACUAAAGUACGAAGGCAGGAUAUGCGCGUCCAUCCUUACCAAAGGGUAGUGACCGCAGAACGAGCCGCCACCGGCAACUAACCAAUGACCCUCUGAACUCUUCACCCAAUGAUGACCUGACCAUUGCCUGCCUGCUGACCAGUUCUCUGGCUCUCGUCCUUCGCUUCUAUGUUUUGGCAGCCUGCUGGUGAGCCCAGAAGCAGCUUUAAUUCGCUUAACACAGCCGAGAAGUCGUGAUGGCCCCACGCCACCACCCGCAGAACCGAAUCGCUCCCCUUCUCAAACUGAGGACCUCCUUGGUCAGGUGACCUGGGCUUCCCAGCCUGCACUGAAGUGUCAUAAAGCAAUAAUGCUGUCUGGGCGACACCUAAAAUCCUAAUGUUAGCCCUUCACAUGCACACACUAAAUAAACACAAAUCUUUAUUUGUUUCUAAAAAUGAAUAAUUGACCAUAAUGUUUAAAACUCUAAGUUUGUGCACUGCAGUUCUCAUAACAUCCCGAAGAGUUUAAAACGAAAAAACCCAGCAGUUUACUUUAAAACUGACUUAUAGGUCCAAAAAAGGGAUGUAAAAGCCAUGCUUGCCUUCUUCAGAGAGCUGUCGAAAAGCAUUCAGACACACGAGGAAGUGUACAAACACUGAACAUCAAUUAAUAUCUUUUUGAUACGAGGGUGCUGCACAGGAAAUGAUUAUAUAUAUUUUUCACAGGUGAUCCUUUUUUUGUAUUAAAAAAGCAGUAUUGUCAAAAUGUGAUGAGCAAACAACGUUUAUUUCCUUAUGAAAAAUAUUUAGAGACCAAAACGGUGUCUUUUUUUAAAUAAAAAAAAUCAAACAAGUGCCUUAUUUUACACAAUAUCAUCAAUUACGAACAAGUAUGAAUGUCCAUCAAUGUGUUUUAUGCCAACAUAUCAGGUACUUCUGUUCAAUUCCUCUUUAUCGAUGAUCAUGAAAACAAGAGGUGUACAGAACAAUGUUACAGGCGUUACACUCAAAAACUAAUGUUUUUAUGUGCAUUUUCUAAUUUUUCUUUACAAAUAACGAUUAAUAAGAGUUUUACCCUGUCACACUACAUUAGGUACUUCUUGAGCCCUUUACGCUCGCAAUUUGUUUGUUUUUGAAAAUGUAUGUGUAUGUUUAUAGAGCCGUCACUACAUCUGUUAUACAGCAAUGAAGCACAUCAAUAUGAAACUAUUACUUAGAUUCCAUAUUUUUCACUCUGCUUAUAUCUCAAGGAGCAUUUAUUCAAUUCAGCAGGUUGAAAUUUAUAAAGGUUUGGGGUUAAUUAGUACAGAACUCAUUUUAUUCCUUUUAAAGAAUUGAAGUGUACUAGAGGAGCAUGUUUGUAUGCAGACAUGUCACAUUUCUCCAUACCUUUCUAUGCAAAUGAGUUUGUUUUAUUAAAAUGACUGAAUAAAUUUCCUUCAGUUGGUCUUCCAGUACCAUUUCAGUGCUUAAAAACAAUGAAACUAAAAGCCUAUUAACAAAUUAUGAUUACAUUUUGUUAUUUGGUUAUCAUAACUGGAUUUUGAGAAGAUACAUCUCCUUUUUUUUUUUUUUUUUUUUUUAAUAAUGUUGGUUGUAUUUAUGCAGAGCAAAUGCAAUACUUUUUAGACGUUUGAGGUUGUGAUCCAGUUGCAUGUCAUUUUUUUUAUUUUUUAUUAUUAACCUGGAAAUUGCUAAAGGAAAAAUGAGGAUCUCUCACCCUGUCAGCUUGACCAGGAACUGGAGUUGUUUGUUAAUUUGUGUUUUUUGGUUUAGUGUUUGCUUUCCAUGCAGUAUUACGAUAGACUAUGUUGGUGUGUGAGAGCAUGUGUGUUUACUGAUGAUUGUGUGAGCGAGUGUUUGUGUAUUGUAUAUGCCAAUGAACUGCAACUUGCCAUUCAAGCUUAUUAUUAUUGUCAUUUUUCUUUUUUUCUUUUUUGCAAAAACAAGCAGCUCCCUGCAUUGGAAAAUAUACGGUCCUAUUUAUAACCAUUGUAACAUUUUAUAAUGUAUUUUUCUAUCAUAUUUUGUAUGUGAGAAAUAACAUUAAAUCACAUUUCCAGAUAUGAACAGUAUGCCUUAUUACAAAAAUUGAUAUGAGAGACAUAUUUUUUCCAUGAUGAUGAUAUUCCAUAGGUGAUGGAAAAUGGAAAACCCCAUUUGAUGAACAAUAUUAUUUGGUUUCAGCCUCACUCUCAGCAAGUUUUAAAGUUGUUAUUAUUUGCUGGGGUGUUUGGUUUGUCAUUGUUGCUUUGCCUCUGUGCCUUCUUAUGUAAAUUGUAAGCUAUUAACCAUUUCUAGUUAUAUAAUUUGAUUAAUCUUUUCUUGCCGAUUGUUCUAACAUUUGAUGAUUUCUUUACAUUAACCCUGUCAAUAAUUUCUUUUGUCUGCUUUGAAUCAUUAGAGCAGGAUUUGUGUGAAGUUAAGCAAAAGAGUGUUUUACUGACUGAUAUAUGCUGGACUAAACUCUGUAAUGAGAAGCAAUAGCGGAAUAUUAAAAUCAUAGUUUUAAAAAUUAAA